This is a messenger RNA of Loa loa (African eye worm), 171 nucleotides long. RefSeq lists its product as hypothetical. NCBI's taxonomy places the organism in Eukaryota, Metazoa, Nematoda, Chromadorea, Rhabditida, Onchocercidae. The transcript has a single exon. The record is from RefSeq and is a predicted model, not a curated record. Bases 1 to 171 code for a protein of 56 amino acids.
AUGAAUGACAAUAAUGAUGAUAAUAGUGCUAAUGAUGAUAGUCAUGAAGAUGAUGACAGUAGCAGCGAUAAUGGUAAAAUAAUAAUGACGAUGAUAGCAGCAGUGAUAAUGAUGAUAAUAAGGAUGAUGUUAAUAGCAGUGAUAAUGAUUGCUAUGAUAACCUCCUGUUAG